CAGGUGACGAGUCUUGUCGUAAGCUCAAUCUAUCUGGCAUGACGAGUGAUUCGUUUAAUGGUCUUUAUGAGAAUAAGGACCAAAAGGUUGGGAACAGACCGAGCUACAAACACUUUAAUGAGUCUUACAAGCUGUACUAUAGAGAAUUGUAUGGGCAAUGGGUAAUCGGGCAUGAUACCAUUCAAUCUACCUUUUACGCUUUUACAUUUAACCCAGCUGUGGACCCAACCGAUUCUAGUACUACUGUUUGGAGGAAAUUGGAUGGUAGUAUGCAGACAAUACAGCCUGAUUUAGUGUGGAGCUGUCAGGAUGGUAAAACUUAAGAUCAUAUUUAUAUCCUAUAACGCUGUAACAUUCAUUUAAAAAAUGCCUUCUUAAAUGUUUCAAUAAUGAUGCUGGGCAAUGUACGAUAUAUUUUCGACUGUUGCAUUUGUAUGCAUUUGAGUAACAACAAAAUUUUAAUAGCUUCCUCCUGUUGAAGCUCCAUUGUUUUAAAUAUAUUGUAUUGGUAGAUUCAAUAUCACUGAACAUAUUUUUGCUUGUGGAGCAUCACACAACAAUACCGUUUAUCAUUGAUGUGGAUUUACGCAGGGGUCAUUUUUCAAAAGAAUUGUUUAUACUUAAAAAUGUAUUUUUAAUAGAUAAUAAAUAAGUAAAAAUAUUUUUAAUGCAUUGGCAUCAAGAAAAUUUUGUAUGCUUUCAACUGAAAAAUAAGA
Molecule: messenger RNA, 716 nt
Organism: Owenia fusiformis
Lineage: Eukaryota; Metazoa; Annelida; Polychaeta; Sabellida; Oweniidae
Source: the annotation of a GenBank genome assembly